This is a messenger RNA of Bufo bufo (common toad), 2628 nucleotides long. It is a transcript of the gene RTF1, whose product is annotated as RTF1 homolog, Paf1/RNA polymerase II complex component. The record is from RefSeq and is a predicted model, not a curated record. Gene Ontology annotation, molecular function: DNA binding; RNA polymerase II C-terminal domain phosphoserine binding. Lineage: Eukaryota; Metazoa; Chordata; Amphibia; Anura; Bufonidae. Gene Ontology annotation, cellular component: Cdc73/Paf1 complex.
GGCCGUGCUGCAGUCAUGGUGAAGAAGCGGAAGAAUCGGAGGAACCGGGUGGUGAUCGACUCGGACUCCGAUGAUAGCGGCAGCGAUGACCUGGAUCAGGAGACUGCUUUCCUUGCGAAGCGCAAGAGGAGUGAUUCUGAGGAGAAGGAGCAACCCGCGAGCAAACCCGUGGCCACCUCAGACUCCGAGACCUCAGACAGUGAUGAUGAGUGGACGGUUGGAGGAGUUAAAAACAAGAAAAAAGGAAAGCCUGGAAAAGGAUGGGACAAGAAGGUCUCCAUGAAGAAGACCGCUAGCAAAGGCGCCUCUUCUGGCAAGCUCUGGGAAGACAGCUCGGGAGAGAGUUCUGCACCUGAACCAGGUGAAGUUUCAGACUCUGAUAGCAACAGUUCUUCCUCAAGCUCUGAUUCGGACUCCUCUUCGGAGGAAGAGGAGUUUUGCGAUGGAUAUGGAGAUGACCUUAUGGGUGAUGAAGAAGACAGGGCUCGCUUGGAGCAGAAAGAGAAGGAACGAGAGCAAGAGUUAUUUAAUCGGAUUGAGAAGCGAGAAGUGCUUAAAAGACGGUUUGAGAUUAAGAAAAAGCUCAAAACUGCAAAGCGCAAGGAAAAGAAAGAAAAAAGAAAAAAGCACGAUGAAGAGCAAGAAAAGAAGAAACAAACCCAGAUCCUGGAAUCUCAGGCUCAGGUUACUUCCCAUAACAAGGAGAGACGCUCUAAGAGAGAUGAGAAAUUGGACAAGAAGUCCCAGGCUAUGGAGGAGCUGCGAGCAGAGCGUGAAAAGAGAAAGAUAAGACUGGCUGAGCUUAUUGCUCGAAAGCAACCUCUAAAGACAAGUGAAGUGUACUCGGACGAUGAAGAGGAGGAGGAAGGGAAGUCUAGUGAGAAAAGUGAUCGUUCUUCUAGAUCGUCUUCCUCGUCUGAUGAAGAGAUGGAGUAAAAGAAAAUUCCACCAAAGUCUCUGCCUGUUUCGUUGCCGGAAGAACUUAAUAAAGUUCGCCUGUCGCGUCAUAAGCUGGAACGUUGGUGCCACAUGCCCUUUUUCGCCAAGACCGUGUCCGGUUGCUUUGUACGGAUCGGUAUCGGCAAUCAUAACAGCAAGCCUGUGUACAGAGUAGCCGAAAUUACUGGCGUAGUAGAAACUGCAAAAGUUUACAGUUGGGAGGCACGGAGGACAAACAAAGGUCUGCAGCUCAGACAUGGCAUUGACCAGAGAGUAUUUCGCUUAGAAUUUGUGUCCAACCAGGAGUUUACAGGCGAGUUCAUGAAGUGGAAGGAAGCCAUGUUCUCAGCGAGCAUGCAGCUCCCCACAUUGGACGAGAUUAACAAAAAAGAGGUAACUAUUAAAGAAGCCAUGAACUACAAGUUCAAUGACCAGGACAUUGAAGAGAUUGUAAAAGAAAAGGAACGGUUCAGGAAAGCUCCAUCCAAUUAUGCCAUGAAAAAGACCCAGCUUUUGAAAGAUAAGGCCAUGGCCGAGGAAUCUGGAGAGCAGGAGCGAGCAAAACAGAUCCAAGACCAGCUGAAUGAAUUGGAGGAAAGAGCUGAAGCUCUGGAUCGUCAGAGGACAAAGAAUAUUUCUGCCAUUAGCUACAUUAAUCAGAGGAACAGAGAGUGGAACAUCGUGGAAUCUGAGAAGGCCUUAGUGGCUGAAAGUCAGAGCAUGAAGCAGCAGCAGAUGGAUCCCUUCACCAGGAGGCAAUGCAAACCUACUAUGGUAUCGAAUUCCAGGGACCCAGCGGUACAGGCGGCCAUCAUUGCUCAGUUGAAUGCCAAGUAUGGAUCGACUGGAAACUUGGACACUGCAAAAGAUCUAGCAACGAAUCAAGGCAAAGAUAAAGACGGCAACCCUAAAACAACCAGUGACCUGUCGGAGGACCUGUUUAAAGUACAUGACUUUGAUGUAAAAAUUGAUCUACAAGUCCCCAGUUCAGAAUCCAAGUCACUCGCUAUCUCCUCCAAAGCUCCCCCUGCCAAGGAUGGAGCACCAAGAAGAUCUUUGAACUUGGAGGACUACAAGAAAAGAAGAGGACUUAUCUGAGAUUAGUUUGGGCCGCUGCUCCUGACCUUGCAUGUUCCGUCAGAUUCUUUAUUUUCUCCAUGUUCUGUUUGUCUUCACCAGACCGGAGCAGAAGAAUGAAGAGAAAACUUCGCCAUCAUAAAGAUGUAAAUAACUGUAUAUACCUUGAGACCAUGUCUCUUCUUUUGCCCUAUAAAUUGUGGAUUUGUGACUGAGUUGUCUCCUGAUCUCUUCAUGCUCCAGUAUUACACGGUAUUUCAGAGAUCGACUGUGCAAGUUAAAAACCAUGACAGACUGUGUAAGCACCCUAUGGGUUCCCACACAAGAUAACUCGGUUUCAUGUUUUACCAGAGCCCUGCACUUUCUUCUAUGGAAAGAAGUUUGUAGAACAUGGCACCAUGUUUUUGUUACAGAAGGACCUUUUUUUUUUUCUCACCCUCCCUUUAUUUUUAAUUCUUCCUCUUCAGCUGAAAUAUGAUCUUUAUGGCUGUCCAAAACUCUACAAGCUGUAAAUAAGUUACAUUAAAUGAAUGUUCUUACAAUCCUGUGUCCAUAUAUAUGCCUGAGUGUGGUUGUAAGUAAUAUCCGUGUAUUCAGAGCAAGUGCUGAGCU